This is a messenger RNA of Cyphellophora attinorum, 786 nucleotides long. Its product is annotated as Zinc-regulated transporter 2. Gene Ontology annotation, molecular function: zinc ion transmembrane transporter activity. Gene Ontology annotation, biological process: zinc ion transmembrane transport. The coding region runs from base 1 to 786 and encodes 261 amino acids. The transcript has a single exon. The record is from RefSeq and is a predicted model, not a curated record. Gene Ontology annotation, cellular component: plasma membrane. Lineage: Eukaryota; Fungi; Ascomycota; Eurotiomycetes; Chaetothyriales; Cyphellophoraceae.
AUGGAGAGUCCCGAAUAUCCGACAGCAAAUGGGCAUCUUGACCUGCCACAGCAGCUACCGCCGUCCCGAGCGACACGUGCCAAAGUCGACGAGGACGGCGACGACUCUGAUCUCGAAGAUCUCGAUGCGCUUGACCCGAUCACCAUUCCUGACAAUGACGAGGCACCGCUCACUAACCCACAUAGGCCGCCGCACAAACGCACGCAGUCCGAAGGCACGAACCUUGCUGACCGAGACCCCAAAAAAGCCUUGCUGCAGUGCGUCCUCCUGGAAGCCGGCAUUCUCUUUCACAGCAUCUUUAUCGGUAUGGCAGUAUCUGUAGCUACUGGCACCGCCUUCGUCGUCCUGCUCGUCGCCAUCUGCUUCCAUCAGACCUUUGAAGGCUUCGCCCUGGGUUCUCGCAUUGCUGCCCUCAUUCCAGCCUUAUUUCCUCCAUCGUCACCGAAGCCAUGGCUGAUGUGCCUGGCUUAUGGGGCUACGACACCGAUCGGGCAAGCUCUGGGAAUAUGGCUGCAUUCAUUGUAUGAUCCGCUGAGUGAGGCUGGGCUCUUAGUGGUCGGGAUCACGAAUGCUGUAAGCAGCGGCCUGCUACUGUUCGCAGGAUUGGUUCAGCUACUUGCAGAGGACUUCUUGAGUGAUCGGAGCUACGAGACUUUGACAGGGAGAAGAAGGAUAGAGGCCUCCCUAGCAGUUGGAGCUGGUGGGAUAUUGAUGGCUCUUGUGGGCGCCUGGCUUAGUCUCCCCAUCGUCGAAACACGUUGGCUACUCGUAAUCUGGAUUCGAUAG